AUGAUAGCAUUUGAGACAACUGGAAACCAUCAACCAAAACGCAUUAUUAGAAAACAAAUGUCACGGUUUUUAUUAGUACUCACGGUAUGGAGCGUGAAUGUCGCAGCACAGAAGUAUCCAAAAUAUCUUGGUUCUAAUGGAGGUGCACCAAGAUAUGAGCCAUAUCAGCCUAAUCAACAGAUAGCUUUACCUUCAAAUGGUGGUUCACAAACAAGUGUUGGUGGUCCAAAUGGAAUGGCCACUAGUGGUAGAAUUGCUUCUGAAGUUUUGCCAACCAGGAGUGGUAAUGGCAACCAAGUAAACAUUCCUUUAGAAGGAGGAAAUGCUAAUAACAAUGUUGAAAAUGUAUGGCAACAACAAAACUCUGGUAUGGGUGCAGGCUCUCCAAAUGCGGGAUCAAAUUAUCCAUGGGAAGUAAUCAGACCUGCAGUUGUUGGUGGUGGUAGUUUUAAUACAGGUGGAAUGCAGCGGCAAUCUGCACAGCCUGGUAGAAAAUCGGCGGGCAAUGGGUCUGGUUUGGGCGGAAUUUCAGUUGAUCCAGAUAUUCCAUAUGAACAAAUCCCCUAUAACAAUGGCGUCUUAUAUGAUAUAUAUCGUCAAUAUACUGGACCAGUUGAUCAUUACGUUAACGUAGCUCCCAACAUUUAUGAUCCCUCCGCCAUGUCUACUGCAUUAAAUGCCCCAAAUUAUUUGCCACCGAGUACGGCAAUGAAACCAGUCAGUAUACAACGCUCUGGGUCACCAUCGGAGCAAUUUGCCACCGAUAUAGGACAGGGACAAGGGAUAGAUAUAGCAGUUGGUAAUGGCAAGACUAUGAUACAAGGUAGAGGUGCAUAUCCAAUUGGAAAUGGAAGAACUAUAGACAGAAUACAAUUAGGCGGACAUGUUUAUGAACAACCGAUGGUAGAUUCAGUCCAAAGCAUAAUAAACGGUAGAGAACAUCCUGGUUCAAACGGACAAAUGCUAGACAUUAUCACUGGCAAUGAUGGUUCAAGAAAUGUCGAAGCAUUCAAUCUAGGAAAUAUUGACGCUAUAACACGAUCACACUUUCCAGGAAAAGGGGUUCAAAAUGUAGUGCUGGUUAUUCCAAUAAAUUUUGAUCAGCUAUUAGAACAGAGUCCGGGAACUGGUUCAGUUCUGGCGCAAAGUUUCGACCCAAAUCUCAUUGGAUGCCCAGGUCCAAAUUGUGGAACUAGUCCAGGUUUAAAUUUACCUUUAUCAGCAGGAUCAGCUAUUAACCAAGACAGUGGCUCGUUUAUAGAAGUCGUAGAUCAGUUAACAGAUCCCAGAGUGACCGAUCCAGUUGAAAAUUCAGGAUUUUCACCUGGAUGGGCGCCUGAAAUAAUCACAGAUCCACUCUAUCCGCCACCAACGAAUCAAAUUAUGGAAAGUCAACCAAGUUAUGUAUAUAAACCAAAAAGUAAAUUCAGCAAACCGACUUACAAUAAACGACCUUAUAGUAAACUAAAGCAAACAUAUGGUUCCUAUCGUCAAACAUAUGAACGUCCAAGAUCAUACAGCAAACCAAUGUAUAGAAGCAAACACAAUAUGUACGAAAAGCCAAAAGUAAAAUAUGGAAAACAUAAAUUAUUUUAUAGUAACGGCUACAAAAAACCGAAAAAGUAUACUAAUACAGUAAAUUAUGGAAAGCCAACUUAUCAAAAGAGGAAGUUAUACAGUAAACCAAGGAAAUACCAAGCAAAAUCGUCUUACAUUAAACGAAGAUCAUACAAAAAGAAUUAUAAGAAGGGAGGAUAUUAGGAUGACCAUCUGAAAUCGACACUUUUUUGUUGAAGGCGUCAAUGGAAUUUGUAAUACUUAAUUGAAAUCUUACGUCCCAUUUCAAAUGGCAGCAAAUGAAAAUGCUCAAGAUUGAUAUUCUGUUGGAAAUGUGUUCUCGUCAAGGUAAAACCACUCUUUUUGCUGUUCAGUUGGAUU
Mytilus californianus (California mussel) is the source of this 1938-nucleotide messenger RNA. RefSeq lists its product as uncharacterized. The transcript is spliced from 3 exons. Lineage: Eukaryota; Metazoa; Mollusca; Bivalvia; Mytilida; Mytilidae. The record is from RefSeq and is a predicted model, not a curated record. The coding region runs from base 1 to 1761 and encodes 586 amino acids.